Lasiodiplodia theobromae is the source of this 2040-nucleotide messenger RNA. Its product is annotated as Zinc finger C2H2-type protein. NCBI's taxonomy places the organism in Eukaryota, Fungi, Ascomycota, Dothideomycetes, Botryosphaeriales, Botryosphaeriaceae. The record is from RefSeq and is a predicted model, not a curated record. The transcript is spliced from 3 exons. Bases 1 to 2040 code for a protein of 679 amino acids.
AUGGAUAUGUCGCACGCAACAACGACGCCGGCGAUACGAAUAUAUGACUCCGGCACGCACCACUCCCAUUUCGCCAUCCCGCGCCGGUCGUCCUCGUAUGCCUCUCCGACCGCUCUUCCCAUGGCCAUUCCCAAUGCUCGAGACUCUCCGCCGCCGCCCUUGCCUCCGCCGCGUUACAUCAGCGAAUUGAGCGAUGGACAGGAUCCCGGGUGGCAGUGGGGCAAUGGCCCGAAUAGUUCGUCCUUCGGGAAGAAUUCCUUUGGCUCGGUGAAGCCGGGCUCCAGUCUGCUGGGCGCUCAGGUGAAACGAGACCAGGCCUUAGAAGAGAGCGAGCGUGGCAGCUGGGCUCGCAGAGGAAGCUCGCUCUCAACGGUCAAGCCUCAAGACACAGACAUGGCUGCCGACAGCCUGAGUCACCACAGCGACGAAGAUCGCCCAGAUCUCCCACGCCCGUCCAUGGCAAACCACCGCCUCCAGAGCGAAAGACAACUCGGCCAGCGUUCGCUCGAAGACUCGUCGCAAGCGUACGAUAAGCAGUUACUAUCCAAGAUCGGCGGCCCAAACACGCCGAGUCGCGGCCCAGGCACCGGCUUCCUCUCGACCAGCGCCCAAGAAACCUCGACCAGCCCGCACAACACACUAAGCAAGUUGAAUGGCCAACUCAAGCCGCUUUCGAUGCCGGACCGUCGCUUGAGCUCCGUCGACCUUUCUGCGUCGAACUGGCCGCCAAGUUCGGGGGCCAUCUCGCCGGGGCAAACAGGAUUCCGGAGUCCCAUCUACGGACCGGGGUCAGGCGAGAACCCUGCGCAACGCCCCUACGGCAGUGUUUCAGGCCCCAGCGGAUACGAAGACCCUCACUCUCACAGGGGCAGCUACGACCACACCGUUUUCUUGGAGCCUGAUUUCGCCAUGGAAGAGAACGGCAUGCGGGAUCUCAACUUGAAUGAUCGCAGUCCUGCCGGGUCGGACGAGUAUCAGCUCAGCACCCACGGCGGCCUGAAGAGGCGCGCGUCCUCACCGCCCACUGAGGCUAACCGCGAAGACCGCCCCAGCGGCGGCAACGACCUCUACCAUCGCCGAUCGGCUCAGAUGUUGGUCAAUCGCAACUCACCCAUCUCAAGGUUCCACGCCAAUCACGGCUCGGUAUCCUCCACUUCUUCCCUAGGACAGCGGAACGGGUCUCUAGGAUCGUCCUACGGCCUUUCAAUCGCCAGCAGCGCAACGAGCUACAACACGGAUCGCCUGUCUCCCGGCGCGCUCUCCCCUUCGGUAGACGACUUUGGCCCGGUUUCGCCGUAUUCCACAAACAGGUCGCUGAAUCCCAGCCCACGUGGCUCUUUGUCCAAGGCGUCGCACCACCAGCGCGGAUUGUCGGGCGAGGAUGCCAUGCAGGCUCGCAAACUGUCGGCUGACAGUUUAGCACACUCACGGCAGAACAGCGUGUCGAAGAUCCAGGGCCUCUACAUUUGCGAGUGCUGCCCGAAGAAGCCGAAGAAGUUUGAUAGUGAAGAAGAACUACGGAUGCACGAGAUGGAAAAGCAGUACACAUGCGCAUACUGCCCGAACCGGUUCAAGAACAAGAACGAGGCGGAGCGACACCAGAACUCUCUGCACCUCCGGCGCCAUUCAUGGUCCUGUGCGGCGCUAUCGGGAGUGCAAGCGGCCUUCCACCCGUCAACGGUGCACCCGACGGUGGCAGACGUAUGCGGUUACUGCGGCGAGGAGUUCCCCAACCCCGCGGACUGGGACGUACGAGCAGAGCACCUGAAUCACGUGCACAAGUUCGGUGAAUGCAACCAGGCCAAGAAGUUCUUCCGCGCCGAUCAUUUCCGGCAGCAUCUCAAACACAGCCACGCUGGCACGAGCGGAAAGUGGACCAACAUGCUGGAGAACGCAUGUAUGAAGGACGAACCUCCGCCAAAGGAGCGACUGGGAUCAGUGGGGUCGCUUCCGGGAUCGACCAUGGGUCCAGGCGGCACGCUGACUGCAGUAGCCGCCCCUAAGCCAGGCGUCAUCAGUGAAGCGCGUGAUGAGUCUUGA